AUGGAUAGUAAAGAGUUUCGACGUCGUGGAACGGAGAUGGUGGAGUAUAUCUGCAACUAUCUCGAGACGCUCGAGCAACGCCGCGUCACGCCCAGUGUUGAGCCGGGCUAUCUGCGGCUGCAGUUGCCGGACGAGGCGCCCGAAAAUCCGGAACCCUGGGAAAACAUCAUGAAGGACGUGGAGGACAAGAUUAUGCCGGGCGUGACGCACUGGCAGCAUCCGCGCUUCCACGCGUACUUCCCGUCGGGCAACUCGUUCCCGUCGAUCCUGGGCGAUAUGCUGAGCGAUGGCAUCGGGUGUAUCGGAUUUUCGUGGGCCGCCAGUCCGGCCUGUACCGAGCUGGAGACCAUCGUACUCGAUUGGCUAGGCAAAGCGAUUGGACUUCCCGAUUCGUUCCUGGCGCUCAAACCGGGCAGCCGCGGCGGUGGCGUAAUACAGACUUCGGCGUCCGAGUGCGUGCUUGUGACGAUGCUGGCCGCCCGGGCCCAGGCCAUCAAGUAUCUCAAGCAGCAGCACCCGUUCGUCGAGGAGGGCCACCUGCUGUCCAAGCUGAUGGCGUACUGCUCGAAGGAGGCGCACAGCUGCGUCGAGAAGGCGGCCAUGAUCAGCUUCGUGAAGCUGCGGAUCCUCGAGCCGGACGAAAAGUGUUGCCUCCGGGCGGACACACUGAUAAAGGCUAUAGAGGAAGAUGAACAGCAGGGUCUGAUACCGUUCUUCGUGUCGACCACCCUCGGGACGACGGGUUCGUGCGCCUUCGACGAUCUGGCCGAGAUUGGACACGCGGUGCAGCGUCUGUCCAGCAUCUGGCUGCACGUCGAUGCGUCGUACGCCGGAAACGCGUUCAUCUGCCCCGAGUUGAAGCCGCUGCUGAGGGGCAUCGAGUAUGCCGAUUCGUUCAACACGAACCCCAACAAGUGGCUGCUGACGAACUUUGACUGCUCGACGCUCUGGGUGCGCGAUCGAAUCCGGCUCACGUCGGCCCUCGUCGUCGAUCCGCUCUACCUGAAGCACGGCUACUCGGACGCCGCCAUCGACUACCGGCACUGGGGCGUACCGCUUAGCCGACGCUUCCGGUCGCUCAAACUGUGGUUCGUGCUCCGCAGUUACGGUAUCUCCGGGCUGCAGGCCUACAUCCGGCACCACAUUCAACUGGCGAAGCGCUUCGAGGCGCUCGUGCUGAAGGACAACCGCUUCGAGGUAUGCAACGACGUCAAGCUGGGCUUGGUGUGCUUCCGGUUGAAGGGGACCGAUCGCAUUAACGAGAAGCUGCUGAGCAGCAUCAACGCGUCCGGCAAGCUGCACAUGGUGCCGGCCUCCGUGAACGAUACGUACGUCAUCAGGUUCUGUGCCGUGGCACAGAACGCCAAAGUGGAAGACAUUGAUUACGCCUGGGAUGUGAUCACCGAUUUUGCUGCCGAAACGCUCGAGAAGGAACAGGCGGACGAGGUCAGCGAGAUUGUCGACCGUCGUAAGACGCACACCCUCGCCCAGAAGCGCUCGUUCUUCGUGCGCAUGGUUAGCGAUCCGAAGAUCUACAAUCCGGCCAUCAACAAGGCUCAGACGCCGCACCGGAUUUCCGCCGAGCUGACCUCACCGGGCCACGAUGGCACGGUGGUGACGGUGCAAUCGCCCAAGACCCCCGGAUCGGCCUCGUGGAUCAGUUGGCCGUUGGCAUUCCUCUUCGCGCCGGCCGAUGAUGGCACCAAAAAUGAUGUCACGUUGAGGUUUCGCCACUUGGACACCAUGAUGCGACUGUCCGCUUCGCGGCGCAACUCUGCCACCGGCGGCUCCUCGCCGUCACCGGAGGCCGAAAACGGCAUCACUCUGCUGAAGUCGCCCAAAAAAUCCCCGAUCAUGCUGCGAAAGCGUGGCUCAUCGCCCAACCCGCCGGCAGCCGCCAGCAACAGCAACGGCUCCAGCGGCAAGUAGAGGACCCGGGCCUCCCGCACGCGCACACUACAUUAGCCACAAACACUAAC
Messenger RNA from Anopheles cruzii, 1979 nucleotides. RefSeq names its product tyrosine decarboxylase (gene Tdc2). NCBI's taxonomy places the organism in Eukaryota, Metazoa, Arthropoda, Insecta, Diptera, Culicidae. The transcript is spliced from 7 exons. Gene Ontology annotation, molecular function: pyridoxal phosphate binding; carboxy-lyase activity. Gene Ontology annotation, biological process: amino acid metabolic process. The coding region runs from base 1 to 1929 and encodes 642 amino acids. The record is from RefSeq and is a predicted model, not a curated record.